AUGCAUCUGCCAUGUGGAUGGUGCACCGCCGUGAUACCCUGGGCGGAGAUGCCGUUGCAUUUGGCAGGAACCAUUGGUGACGUUCCGGCUUGCCAAAAGUUUGCGGCACCAGGCUCAAGCCUCUGUGCCAGUCCCGCAGGUGCUCAGGGGAGUGGAGCCUUCAGAAACCUCGCAGAUCCCGAGGGCAAAGAAGACUCGAAUAGUUUGGUCACAGCUCCCCGAGCACCUCAUGCGCGCGACCGCUGGCUCCAAAUCCGCUUCUUCAUCCGCAGAGUCUACGCCGCUGUGCCAGAACUACCGGGUUCGCUCGCACAGGCUGCCGGGAACAAGUGCAAGUUUCCCCAUGAUCUUUCCCCGGAAAGGAAGAAGACUGAAGACUUCGAUAGGCACGAGAACCGAAUGCUCCGCAGCCGCCACAUCACUACGCGCACGAGUGCGGGUGUUGAGAUUGAGUGCAAGAAUGCAGGCUCAGACGGCCAGAAGUGUGGCAAGAAGUACGCGGCAAAAGACUGGCAGGAGCAUGGGAAAGAAUGUGAGUACAAGCUCCUGAUGUGUGGGCAAGGCAGUGGCUCUGGGAGCAAGUCGAGCGGAUGUGUUGCAGAUCCCUGCGAAGGAGAUGGAGGAUCAUCGCAGGAAGGUUGCGACUCCUCGAAAGAAGAAUGUCCGUACGGCUGUGGACAAGAAAUAUUGACAGCCCUGAUGAACGUUCACAAGCAAGAAUGCCCAAACAGAAAGGUGGAGGCACACCCACAGGUCAGCAAGGGGCAUGGCAAGACAGAGUCCGUUCCACACAGAGCUGUGAACAUUCACUUGGAGCCGUACCUAGAGCACCCAGGCAAACUGGAGAGACAUGUGGGACGAACAUUUGGUGCUGUGUUUGGCCUUGGAAUAUCACAAGCCUGGAGUCAGCAUCGAAAGUGGAAGUGGUCCUGCUGCAAUGAAGAUGAAGAUGUGGGAGCGGACAGGUGCAGCCGACGCAGAUGGAAGUGUGGAGACUGUGAGAGACAGUUGCAAGCACCCCCAGAGAGCGGCGUUUUUCAGAACACAACAACCACAACCCCAACAAAAACCUUAACAACCACAACAACACAACAAUUCCAACCACUACAAUGA
Messenger RNA from Symbiodinium natans, 1113 nucleotides. The record is from the annotation of a GenBank genome assembly. NCBI's taxonomy places the organism in Eukaryota, Dinophyceae, Suessiales, Symbiodiniaceae.